This is a messenger RNA of Thamnophis elegans (Western terrestrial garter snake), 768 nucleotides long. It is a transcript of the gene MRPL42, whose product is annotated as mitochondrial ribosomal protein L42. NCBI's taxonomy places the organism in Eukaryota, Metazoa, Chordata, Lepidosauria, Squamata, Natricidae. The transcript is spliced from 6 exons. The record is from RefSeq and is a predicted model, not a curated record. Bases 146 to 583 code for a protein of 145 amino acids. Gene Ontology annotation, cellular component: mitochondrial large ribosomal subunit.
UACAUUUCCCAAUGUCCUUUGGUGGAUCUUGAGGGGUUCCCGGAAGUUGUUCCUAGAAUUCGUCUUUAUCAUAGAGAUCCGGUGUCCUCUAUUUGGAAUGAAACCUGAAUUGAUUUCUCCAAAUUCCACUCUUUGACUAGCUACCAUGGCCACAGCCUCAAGGAAGUCUGUCUUGCAUUUGGCAACUUUCAUCAGGAAGCAUUUGCUAACUGCUCCUGUAUUUGCAGAUGCAGCCAUAUUUCAUGCCUGUUCCAAAUCUACAUAUACACCACUUCCUGAUGACUAUAAUUGCAAAGUUGAACUUGCUAUGACAUCAGAUGGAAAGACAAUUGUUUUUUAUCACCCUUCAGUGGACAUUCCAUAUGAACACACAAAACCCAUUCCACAACUAGACCCUGUAACCUAUAAAGAAGAAACACAUGAACAAGUCCUGAAAUCUAAAUUAGAAGACGAGAAAGACUACAAGAAGGAGCCCACAAUUGAGACACUUAGUAAAAUGUUUUACACAACCAAACAUCGCUGGUAUCCUGUUGGACAGUAUCACAGUAGACGCAGGAAAACCAAUACUCCCAAAGACCGAUGAAAUUACAUUUGUCUUUAUCAUCAUGGAAAACUUCCUUUAGAUUCAUUCAUUCAUUCAUUUCUAACUAAAUUUCUCUAGAUAAUUUGUAGAAUCUAGGGAUUCUGAUUUAUAUGCAAAAUAGAAGUUUCAUUCCCAAAUAUUGCUAGCUGAGAUGAAUUGGUAUGUGAACCACCAGAGGGCACUAU